CUCCGUCCGUCGCGUAAGAAAGCGAAAUAAUAAAAUUUAUCAACAACACCAGAAGAAGAUGAAGACGGUGGAAUAAUAAAAUUCAACUCUCAUCAAUCAUCAUCUCCCAAGAGUGUUCAAACACGAAUGAAACCAAAUAUUGUUUUUUUUUUUAAGUUAUGAUCUUUGAUGAACAGAGAGAAUCACACCAAUGUCAAUUGCGUAAAUUCUGAUCAUCUAAAAAAAAACAGAGAUUUGCGCUGAAAGAAUCAAUAAAGGUCGAGACUUUAGACGACGACAAGAGAGAAUGUCGAACCCGAUGCUGUCGGAGAAAUGGGAGAGCUCAAGUAAAACCACCAGAAGAGAGCUCAAAAGGAGAGAGAGGAAGACUUGGAAGAAACCCAUCAGGAUUUCUAAAUUGCCCAGUUUCACUUCCGAUCAGAUUCCGGUCAUCUUCUCCGGCUACACCGCCGAGUCUGAAGACUCCUCUUCCUCCGACAUGUCUGAUGAUUCAAUCUCUUACUCCACUAAAUCAUCUGAGGUUGACCAGGUUGAGGAAAGUUCAAAAUCUGUGAGGAGGAUGAAGAGUGUUAAGGUUCUUAGGAGACAGUCAACGAGGAAAGGAGGAGGACUGAUGAAGAUGAGAUCUAUGAAGCGUGUGACUUCACAUUCGAGACAUACCCUGAUGAAGAAGAAGAAUCUUGAUUUGAUUUCAAGGGAGGAGUUAGGAGGGCUGUUAGAGCCUCAUUACUUGAGACCAACGAGCUCCUCAGCUUCAAAGAACGUGGAGAACGUUCAGAAGAAUCUCCAAGCGGCUAGGUUGAAGAGGAUGACGAGUUUGAGAUACAAAGGGCUGCUCAAAGCUACUUGCUCUUCGGCUAUGAAAGGUUCUCCUUCUUCUAAGAAGAGUGAUGAUGUGUGCAAUUAUAGGUAUUGUUCUCUGCACGGUCGGCCUCAUAGCCACGGUGGGGAUGAUGAGAGCGGUGUUGUUCAUGUUCCGUCUUUGAAGCGGUUUGUGUCGAUGAGGAGGAAGUUUGUGAAGAGGCAGAAGAGCGUGAACCGGCGUUUGGUGCUUUUGAAGCGGAGUUUGAGUAGGAAGAGAGGGUCUGCUGAUCAAGAAUCAGAGCAGGUGGCUGAUGGUGAUGAUAAUGCAGAUGGAGAGACCGGUCAAGAGGUUAUUGAAGAAGAGGUUUCUAGCUGGGAGAACUGUGGAAGUGAUUCAGAAUCGAACAGAAGAUCUACUGAGACGGUGAUGGUAGAUGUUGAUGAUAAUGGGGAUGGAGGAAUGGAUUCAGUGGAGACUCUUGCAUCAGCUGGAAGAGAAUGUGUUAUUCAGGAAACUAUACCGGAAGUUAUGGAUGAUUCAGAUGGUAGAGUUGACAAAGAUAUGAAGGUGAAGAGUGAAGAAACUGUGGGAGAUAAUGAGGAAGUUUGCAGGGAUGGUUCUUCUGGUGAACUGAGAGAAGAAGAUGGAAAGAAAACUGGAAAUAUAUGGAAUGGUGAAGAAUCUAAACCGGAGAUAAUGGAUGAUUCAGAUGGAAGAAGUGACAAAUAUUCUAAGGAAUCUAACAUGACAGGUCUUGAUUAUUAUAAUGGAGAGAUUGAGGGAACUAAAAGUGUGGAAGAUGAUGAUGAUGAAGAUGAAAAGAAUACAGAAGAUGUAUGGAACGAUACCGUUACUCUUGUUAAGCAAGCGUUUGAUGAGAUACUUGCUGAAAUCACCGAUGAUGAUGACUCGUCUGAUGAUGCUUUAGAGGGUGAAUUGGCGAAUGAAUAUGAUGAUGUUGCAGAUGAUUCAAGUGCUAUUGAAGGGAGGGACACACAUUUGACUGUAAUUGUUUCUACUUCUCAUAUGGAAGAAGGAUCUGAUCAUAAUAAGAGAGGUGCCAAGAAGUGGAGUUUCUUGAAAAGAGUAAUCCUUCUCAAGAGGUUUCUCAAGUUGCUGGAUCGAAAAGAGAGGCGCAAGCGUACUGAUGCUGAAGAGAAUGAAACAAUCAUGAGGUUGAGAAGAGAGUUGGUUGGAGAGAGGAAGAAUGCAGAGGAAUGGAUGCUUGAUCAUGCUCUUAGGCAAGUCAUUAAGACUCUUGCUCCACCUCAGAGAAGGAAAGUGAAACAUCUUGUCAAAGCUUUUGAAUCUUUGAUUCCUAUGAAUGGUAGCUCUAGAGGUCAUGGUGGUCUUGGAAGCUCUGGAAGAGAAGAGAAGGAAACAGUGAACUCGCAUACGAUCUUGAGAGACACUGAUGACACUACUGAACUACCAGAAGUUUUAUCAGGAAAGGAUCUUGAAGAAACAAACUUAACUAGAGAAGUAAAGGAUCUUGAAGAAAAAAAGUUAACUAGAGAAGUUUCAUCAUCUCUUUCUCUUGGUAUGAAAUCUGAUGAAGAUGUGGAAACAAUAGAAGAUUCAAGUUCAAGUCAUCAACCUGCUGUGGAGGAAGUAUUAGAUGAGUUGGCUUCAGGUUCAUCUAUAGAAGAAAAAGAAGAGAAGACAGGAGAUUCAACUAUAGAAGAAAAAGAAGAGAAGACAGGAGAUUCUGAGAAGAAAACUCUUUCUACAUGGAGGAACCUUAUACAGAAGCACAUGGUUUCAGGAGACAAUGAAGAGAGAAAGCUUGAUGAAGCUGAGAAAGAAGAUUACAGGUGGUCCUAUGGAAGUAAUCAGGUGACAGGUACUGAAGAUCAUGGUGAUGCUGCUGCUGCAACUAUUAAAUCGUUUCAGCAAGCAUUUGAAAUGAUCCUCUCUGAGAUCCCUGACGAUGAAGAGAUUGUUUCGGAAUCAUCUAAGGAGAAAGAAGAAGAUCAUGGAGAGACUAAAAGAAGAAGCUGGAACAGCGUGAGAAAGGUGAUACUCUUGAAAAGAUUUGUGAAAAGCUUGGAGAAAGUACAUGUUUUCAAUCCGAGGAAGCUGCGGAAUCUACCUGUUGUUGAUUCUAAACUGGAGGAGGCAGAGAAUUUAUUACUAAGAAGACAUCGAUCAACAAUUGAGGAGGGAAUAAGAACAGAUGGAGAGGAAUGGAUGCUGGAUUACGCUAUGAGACAAGCUUUAUCUAGAUUGGCUCCUGUAGAGAGAAAGAAAGUAGAACUCCUUGUGCAGGCCUUUGAUACAGUUCUUGAUGGCCAUGACACUCUUAAACAAACCAAGAGCACUGACACAACUGUCAAAGAAAGAACAAAGACAGUAGAGGAAGAUAGUGAAGUCAGCAAAGAUGAGCAGAGGAUCAAAAAUGUCUUUUCAAGAUUCCAAGUACAUCAAAAGGACUUGAAACAAGAAGAGGAGGUUGAUGAUACUCCCAAGAACAACGUUGAAGCUGGCACAGACGGAACAGUGAGAGCGGAUAAAGACGAGCAGAAGAUUGCAAAUGUCUUCUCAAAGUUUCAGGUGCAUCAAAAGGACUUGAAAGGAGAAGAGGAAGUUGAUUCUACUCCAAGGAGAUCCAGCAGUUUGCUUCCUCCUAUAGGAAACGUUAAACAGCGAAUCGUCGUUGAGAAAGAGAAAGAUUCAAGAAUGUGGAAGCUCAUCUACAAACACAUGGUAACAGAGAAAGAAGAAGAAACUAGUUCAGUUGAUGGUGAAUGUGAUGACGAAACUGCUAAUCUUCAGAUUGAUGCUAGAAGAAGCGGAACAGUUACACUUGUUAGAGAAGCACUUGAGAAGAUUCUCUCUGAGAUCCCAGACAACUCCUCUGAUGACCAGUCCAUAGACAGUGCUACUGAUCAAGAACUAAUGGAAAGAAACUCUCAAGUAAGUGAAGAGUCUUCGAUGACCUCAAAACGAAAGAAAGGAUGGAACAAUGUGAAGAAAGUCAUUCUACUAAAGAGAUUCGUCAGCGAUUUAGGAAGACUCAGCCCCAAGACGCCUCGGUUCUUGCCUUGGGAGCCUGAUCCUGAAACCGAAAAGAUACGUCUGAGGCAUCAGGAAGUUGGAGGGAAGAGAAACUCAGAGGAGUGGAUGCUUGAUUAUGCUCUGAGACAAGCCAUAUCGACUUUACCACCGUCUCAGAGAAGAAAAGUCUCUCUUCUCGCACAAGCUUUCGAUACUAUAAGCUUUUCUUCGACUCCAGGCUCGGCAGCAACGUCAAGGAACAUCUCUCGUCAGUCCAGCCUUUCCUCUAUGACGGUCCAUAAUGAAAACGAAGGUAACGCUGAGAUUCUAAGAGGUAAACUGAGAAAACUACAAGAGGAUCUCAAAGAGACUACCAAAGUCGAUGGUGAUUUGGAUGAGAAACAAGAGUGUUCGAGCUUGUGGAGGUUGUUAUGCAAACAGAUGGAAGAUAACGAGAGAAACCAAACAUUGCCAAAAGAAGAACAAGAGUCGGAGGAAGACACAAGUGUGGAUGGUGAGAAGAUGGAAGAUUACAAAACCGAAGCAGUGGAGCUGUUAGGAGAAGUCAUAGACGGAAUCUCUCUUGAAGAGAGUCAAAAGAGUGGAACUUCACAGGCCUCACAAGUGAAGAUUAACAGAUGGAGCAGCGUCAAAAAGGCGAUGCAGCUGAGGAAAUUCGUCAAAGCGUUAGAGAAUGUGAGGAAGUUCAACCCAAGAGAGCCUCGGUUCUUGCCGUUGGAGCCUGGAGUUGAAGCGGAAAGAGUGAACCUUAGGCAUCAAGAAACUCGAAACAAGAGAAACGGGGACGAGUGGAUGGUCGAUAACUCGCUUCAAGAAGUUGUUUCCAAGCUAACUCCAGCUCGGAGAGAUAAAGUUAAGUUGUUGGUUCAAGCUUUUGAGUCACUUUCGGCUACAGGGAACUGAGGCAAACGAUAUGUAUUGUUGUUACACAUCGUUUCCAAUUCAUUAAGCUAAGGACCAUGAAGAACAAGAUGGACAAGACUAAAAGACUUAUUAAUUGUCCUUGCAAUGAUCUCUACUCUCUUUUUUGUUCUUUGCAAUGACAAUUCAUUAUGUUGACAUUACAUGUAAUGUGUGUACAAAAGGUAUUAUAUUGUUAUUAUUCAAAGGAGUUGAAUUACAAAGUUUCUCCAAAAGAAUUUAUGAUUACGGGUAA
This is a messenger RNA of Brassica napus (rape), 4979 nucleotides long. RefSeq names its product calmodulin binding protein PICBP. The transcript has 3 exons. The record is from RefSeq and is a predicted model, not a curated record. Bases 287 to 4726 code for a protein of 1479 amino acids. Gene Ontology annotation, molecular function: calmodulin binding. NCBI's taxonomy places the organism in Eukaryota, Viridiplantae, Streptophyta, Magnoliopsida, Brassicales, Brassicaceae.